Messenger RNA from Ipomoea nil (Japanese morning glory), 855 nucleotides. RefSeq names its product protein FAR1-RELATED SEQUENCE 5-like. NCBI's taxonomy places the organism in Eukaryota, Viridiplantae, Streptophyta, Magnoliopsida, Solanales, Convolvulaceae. The transcript has 3 exons. The record is from RefSeq and is a predicted model, not a curated record. Bases 1 to 855 code for a protein of 284 amino acids.
AUGGAGGAGACUGCGGUUCGAGGAGAAGAUUCGAUCGGUGAUUUGAUUUCUGUGAUUCCAAUGAAUGAAGAUUUUGUUGGUGAUUCAAUAAGCACUGAUAAAGCAGAGUUAAACAUUGACAUUGCUGGCCCGUCUUCAAGUCCAUGUUCUUUUAUUAGCUUGUGUAUCAUGAAUGUGGUUUCUGGUAGUUUUGAUGAAGACUUGGUUGGUGUUGUAGUAAGCAAUGGUGAUGAAGCUUUUGAGUUAUAUAAUGGAUAUGCAUACAGAGUUAGUUUUAGUGUGAGGAAAGGCCAACAACGUUAUAAGGCAUCUACUAAGUCAAUUCAGAUGAAGAGGUUCUUCUGUGCUAAGGCUGGGUACAAGGAGAAACCAAAUAGUGGUGUUAAGCUUUAUUUAAAAAUUGAUAUAAGGAAUGGUUGUGGUGCACUUGUUCAGUUUGGUGUGGGGGGUGAUGAGAUGUGGACAGUUAUAAAACAUGUGAAAGAGCACAAUCAUGAGUUAUGUUCAUUUGGCAAGAGUCAUCUGCUCCGUUCGCAUAGAAGAGUGGGAAAUAAUCAUCUUGAAUAUUUAAAAGAUAUGAAGAAUAGUGGUGUUGCAUUGGCGGAUGGUAUGAGGUUUUUGAAACGUCAGUCAGGGGGUUCUCCAUUGGUUGGCUUUACCAACCGCGAUGCUUACAAUUUGAUGACUUCUGAGAGUUUGAAGUGUUUGGAUGGAACUGAUUCCAAUUCUUUGAUUGAAAUAUUCAAGAGGAGGCAAUCUAAUGAGGUUGAUUUCUUUUUUGAUUUUGAAGUUGAUUUGGAUGGAAGAUUGUGUAGUUUUUUUUUGGAGAGAUGGUCAAAUGAGAAGGGAUUAUGA